AGAGGAGUGUGAUAGAGAAAGACAGAGAGAGAGUGAGCGAGCGAGUGCGAGCGAGCGUUCGCGAGAGGAGCGGAGGAGAGAGGCAGAAAAAAAUAUAAGAAAUUCUAUACAUCAGAGGAAUGUUUUGCGGCGGUAGCGGCGAUGACGACGAUCUAACGGACGGUGAGGUAUAGGAGCCCAGCUAUGUACCCUAGCUAUUAUGCCGCUAUAAAACUAAACAAUAAAUCGGGCACCGUCAUUGUGACUUCACGACGGAUCGCGACGACGGCGACGGCGACGAUCGGGAUUCAUCGGCGAUCAAGGGACAUGAAGCAUUAAGCGUCAUGUUGGCGUCUGGAUGCUGGCGUAGUUGGUAGUGCCAUUCUGCCACUGGUUAACUACCAGCCGGGCACAUACUCCAAUCACAUUUCCUAAAUCACUUUGUACCCCAGUUCACUGUGUCGCGACACAGUGCCUGUUAUCCCUGUGCACCAUGAGGCUCCCCAGGUCACGACCACCUUUUCCUGUUUCACCCCCAGUACCUCCUCCUCCACGGUUGUCGCUGUUUUCCAAAUGCCUCGGGUCCGUAUCAUCGCUGCCAAUUGCUGCGUGGCUUUUAGUCACUAUAGCGGCUGCUGCUAUGGACGCACCGGCCAGUCCUGUCCCCCUUUCACCAGAAAAAACCUCCUCCCACAUCGUUGCUCAGUUUCCUUCUCUGGGCAACUUGAGAUCCAAUUUCUCUCCCUUAGUUCUUAACACCACUAGAGAAGGUGCCCUUAAGUUUAACCACCUUACCACUGAUCCCAUCACCAACAGGCUAUACGCUGGUGCUGUUAACAGACUCAUGCAGUUAGACUCGGAUCUACAAUUAGAGGCGAUUGUUUCAACUGGUCCAAGGAUGGACAAUCCGCAGUGUCAUGCCAGUGGUUGUACAUCAAAGGAGAUAACUACUUCUUUGAUGGAUAAUGUGAACAAGGUGUUAGUAGCUGACCUUGAUUCUCGUACCCUCAUCGUCUGUGGUUCCCUGCUUCAGGGAGCUUGCGAAAAGUACAAAAUGAGCAACAUAUCCCUGAAACCAGAAUUCAUUCUGACCAGCGUGGCUGCAAACGAUGACAAUUCAUCAACGUACGCCUUUGUUGGCCCUGAGAAAUACAACCCCUGGGGUAGAACAAACAUUUUAUACGUCGGCACGACAUUCACAAACAACGGAGACUACCGGCAUGACGUUCCUGCCAUUUCAAGUAGAAAACUAUUCACCCUGGAGUUUGCUGAGUAUACUUUCAACAAGCAGUCUAUUUUACACAUCGACGUGAAAUAUCGUGAUCAUUUCUUAGUCAAAUACGUUUACGGCUUUAAUGCCAGCGAUUACGCGUACUUUGUACUUGUUCAAAAGCAGUCGCAUCUACCGGAGCAAGAGGAACUUGGCUAUGUUUCUCGACUCGCCCGCAGCUGCAUUAGCGAUCCAAAUUACGAUAGCUAUACGGAAGUCACCCUUCAGUGUACCGUUGACACUGGUGACGGAAGACAACACAUUUACAAUUUAGUACAAGAUGCCAAGGUUGCUCCAGCUGGUAGCGAUCUGGCAAUGCAGCUUGGGAUUUCUAUUGGAGAUCCGGUCUUUGUGUCGGUAUUUUCCCCAAGCAAAGGCAUUACCAGCGAACCUCUACCUCGAUCCGCUGUAUGCGUUUACAGUUUGCAAGACAUAGAAAUGAAGUUCAAUGAGAAUAUACACAUGUGUUUCAAUGGGAGCAUCAAGUACAGGAACAUGGGAUAUGUCAGUGGUCCUAUCCAAGAUGGAAAGUGUCCAACGGCAGGAACAACGGGGAAUAUUUUAAAUUUUUGUGAAGUUGGACUCAAGAUUUCUGGUGUCUCUCCAAUAGUUGCUCAGGCCGUGCUACACUUUUAUAACACAUCUGUGUCUGCUGUUACUAUAGCAAACACAGAAAGUCACACGGUCGCGUUUUUAGGAACAACUGACGGAGUUUUGAAAAAGGUUUUGCUAUCAGGAGCCGAGGCAGCUGUUUACGAAAGCAUUGUUGUUGAUAAGGGACAAAAACUACUGCCUGAUACUACAAUCUCAUCUAAUGGAAAAUAUCUUUACGUACUAUCCACCUCGAAGAUCAUCAAAGUCAAAGUAGAGCAUUGUAGCAGCUACACCAACUGCAGUAGCUGUCUGGAUGCCAAAGAUCCAUAUUGCGGUUGGUGUUCGUUGGAAAAAAAGUGUACGGUAAGAGGUGAUUGCCAGAAAGCUAGCCACAGCAGUCCUCGAUGGUUGUCAUUGGGUACAGGACAGCAGUGCAUAGAUUUCGAGCAAGUGCUGCCAGACAGAAUACCCAUAAAUCAGAUAACAACUGUGAGGUUGACGAUCAGAACCUUGCCAGAGCUUCCGACAGGUGCUAAGUACAAAUGCGUCUUUGGAAAUGCUGAGCCGAUCGAUGCUCAGAUGACUCGUUUUGGAUUGUCCUGUCCAACUCCGCCUGUGUUAGGCAGACCUAGCAUCGCCGAAGAUACUGAUCAUGUAUUGGUACCCCUGUCUGUCCGUUCAAGCGAAAUUAACAAGGAUUUUGUAUCACGCAAUUUUGCCUACUACGACUGCUCCAGGCACACCAUGUGCUCGGAAUGCGUCAGAGCUCAGUGGGCUUGCAGCUGGUGUGUGUAUGAGAACAAAUGCACUCACAACACCACGUGCUGCCAAGGCAAUGUCAUCUCGGGAGAAAAUAACCCAUCGCAUCUAGCGACGCACGGAGUUCAAUAUUGUCCACGAUUUGCAAGGAGGGAUGAACCAUUGAUGCUUCCAAACAAUGUGCCGAAGGAAAUAGUUCUUGAGGUUGAAAACCUACCACAUCCGCAAGUCGGGCAUACAGGCUUCCAGUGUAUCGUUACAAUCGAAGGUGCAAAUCUCAGGGUUCAAGCGCGCGUCGACAGCAACCGCUUUAUCGUAUGCGACAAAACUGUUUAUUCCUACGAGGCAAUAUCGGGCAAAUAUGAAGCUGCAGUUACUGUUGUCUGGAACACGAACCAUCACGUCGAUCAGACCACAGUGGUUCUUUACAAGUGCGAAGUCCUUGGUUCCCACAGAGAGCACGCGGAUUGUUCCCUCUGCGUUACCAGAGACCCACAAUACGAGUGCACCUGGUGUGAAAACAGCUGCGUCUACAGACACUCUUGCCUCUAUUCACCCUUCUUGGAGUGUCCUAAGCCAAGAAUCGACAUGAUAAAGCCUCUCAGUGGUCCGAUCGAAGGCGGUACAUUGGUCACUAUAGAAGGAAGCAACUUGGGACUCAAGGAAAGCGACGUGGAGGGAAAAAUACAUAUUGGCGAUACACCCUGCGCUCUAGAGGACUAUGAGGUUUCUGUAAAAAUAGUUUGCCGUACUGGUCCUAGUCCUCAUGAGGCUACGGCCUCAGUCGUCGUCGGUAACGAUGCCGGGUACACGGAGAGUGCUGUACUUUUUAAUUACAAAGACAUCCAGUUGACCGGUGUGUAUCCCUCGAUUGGACCGCAGAGCGGAGGGACGCAGUUGGCUAUUUCUGGGAUGUAUCUCAAUAUUGGGAGUACGAUUUCGGCAUUUUUGGACGAACUCCCGUGUCAGGUGAAUGCCACUCAAGCUAGUAGUACUCGGCUUACUUGUGUGACUAGCAAGUCUGGACGGGUGCGGCGAAUAAGACGGCUCACGUUGAGCAUUGACGGCGCGAAUCGUACUCUGGACAGUAAUCCGUACAACUAUACGCACGAUCCUACGAUAAUGGAGAUAAAACCACUGAGAAGCUUUGCUUCGGGUGGGAGAAUGAUCACCGUACACGGCACUAAUCUGGAUACAAUACAAAAACCGGAGAUGGAGGUUUAUCUUGAGAACGAUCCAGUGCCGAUUAACAAAACUAUUUGCACGGUGUUGAAUCCUACCCAAAUGGAAUGCCCAAGUCCCUGCAUAGCUGAGAAGUUCAAAGUGAAACAGCGCGUCAAACGAUCUCUCCAUAAACAUGGAUCUCAAGUUCUAAAGGAAUCUCAAUUAGCUUUAAGAAUAGGUUUUGUUAUGGACAACGUCGAAACCGUAAGAGACCUGGAAAAGCACUUUCAAAGCUUGAGGAAUCAGCUGCUAUAUGUUGAGGAUCCAAAGUUCUUCCCAUUUCCAAAUAGCGUGAAACUCUACAAAGGAGAUACACUCGUCAUAGAAGGUGAAAACUUGAAUCACGCAAGCGACGAGUCUGACGUUAAUGUUACCGUUGGUACCAUGCCAUGCAACGUGACAUCCCUGGCUUUAACGCAGCUCGUUUGCACUCCGCCUGAUCAGCAGCCAACUGACACUGACGAGCUUGGAAUCAAAAUGGAAGAUGGUCUGCCUUUGGUCGUCGUUCGUGUCGGGCAAAGUUUGAGGUUUCCCAUUGGAUACCUCCGGUAUGACGUUAUCAAAUCGUACCCAUUUCCACCGGAAGCUAUCGCAGGAAUUGCAGCUGGUACUUUUGGACUGGUUUUUCUCUUCGUUGUAGUUCUCGUUUUGUACAGAAGAAAAAGCACGCAGGCUGAGCGAGAAUACAAACGGAUUCAGAUACAGAUGGAUACUUUGGAAAGCAACGUUCGCAUGGAAUGCAAGCAGGCUUUUGCAGAGCUUCAAACGGACAUGACCGAUCUUACUGCGGACCUUGAAUCGUCAGGCAUACCAACCUUGGACCACAAAAAUUACAUCAUGAAGGUCUUUUUUCCUGGCGUUAUCGAUCAUCCCAUACUGAACGAUCCAAGACCACGGAACAACAUACCGAGAACAAAUUAUGAUGCUGCUAUGCUGCAGUUUGAGCAGCUGAUAAACAACAAGUGUUUUAUACUAACAUUUAUCGAUACUCUGGAAGCACAGAAGUCCUUCAACAUCAGGGACAAGGUAAAUGUUGCCUCGCUUCUGAUGGUCGUUCUUAUGGGGAAAAUGGAGUAUGCAACUGACAUCUUGAUGAAUCUCUUGCUUCGUCUAAUUGAUAAAUCUGUCGGUACAAAGUACCCUCAGCUGAUGUUGAGAAGAACGGAAUCUGUUGUUGAGAAGAUGCUCACCAACUGGAUGGCGCUUUGCAUGUAUAACUACCUCAAAGAUUACGCCGGUUCGUCGCUUUUCCUACUCUUCAAGGCAAUAAAACAUCAGAUCGAGAAAGGACCAGUCGAUGUUAUAACUCACGAUGCAAGGUAUUCUCUGUCCGAGGAAAGACUGUUGCGUGAACAGAUAGAACAUGGCGUUGUUACAUUGCACGUAGUUCAGGAUGACCUUGAUGAGAAAAUACAGUGCAAAGUGCUUGACUGCGAUACGAUAAACCAAGUGAAAUCAAAGAUAUUAGACGCCUUGUAUAAAAACACACCAUUUUCAGCACGACCGUCCAUUCAUGAGGUUGAUCUUGAGUGGCGACACGGCCGUGGAGGACAUCUCACUUUGCAGGAUGAAGAUCUGACAACUAAGUGUAACGAGGAAUGGAAGAAAAUAAACACGCUGGCUCACUACGGGGUGAAAGAGUCGGCGGUGAUGUCGUUGAUACCCAGACAAAACGACGGCUUUUCUGUGAGCUGUAAACCACCGUGUCAUAACUGCAAGCCAUCGCAUCAUCACAGCAAUCAUUGCUCGUCGGGUCAUCUCUCUUCCACUCCCAACCAUGCCAUGCUCAGUCCUAUAUCCUACUCUCAUUCUCCGGGGGGGAUUUAUUUCAAUUCUCAACACUCUCCUCCCGUUAUAACAGCCAACGGAGACAUCGAAAGUGGUCACGGGGGCAACCAGAGACUGUAUCAUCUUGUCAGACCGGUAGAGGAAGGGCAUUAUCCUCCAGGAAUGGGAACUACAGGGGGCAAACAUCACCCUCCUGAAAGGACCCACAAAGCUAUCCCAGAGAUAUUUCUCACCAGAUUGCUCUCGACCAAGGGAACAGUGCAAAAGUUUGUCGACGAUUUUUUGAACACUAUUUUAACUGCCAACGAAGCAUUGCCCAGUGCCGUCAAGUGGCUCUUUGACCUGUUGGACGAGGCGGCAAAGAGACACGGACUGACUGACCCCGAAGUGCCUCAUGCCUGGAAAUCGAACAGCCUGCCGCUGAGGUUCUGGGUGAAUUUCAUCAAGAAUCCUGAUUUCAUGUUUGACAUAAACAAAACAACCACCGUCGACUCGAGUCUUUCUGUAAUCGCGCAGACGUUCAUGGAUUCGUGCUCAACCACCGAGCACAGGCUGGGAAAAGACUCACCGUCCAAUAAACUUCUCUUUGCCAAGGAUAUACCGCACUAUAGGGAAAAAGUCGGAAGGUUUUACAGUGACGUGCAAAGACUGCCACUGAUUACCGAUCAGGAGAUGUCCAGUGCUAUGCAACAGCUCAGCGCCGCUCAUGCCAAUGAGUUUGAUGUUAUCGCCGCACUCAAAGAGCUCUAUAUUUAUGUCAGCAAAUAUUACGAACAAAUCCUAGAGGCCUUGGAAACCGAUGCGGGCUGUCGCAAGCUGCAUCUUGCGCACAGGUUGGAGAACGUGGCAUGUACGCUUGAAGGAGAAGAAACUAGCGCCUGCUGACACAACCUGGCUCUUUCUGCUCUAGGACCCGACGACCUCCUCAUGAAUACUGACUAGUGCCUCGACUAAAUCAGCUUCAGAGAUGCCAUAAAUUGCGUGGAAACGUUAAUGCUAUGGUACAGAGACUGUAGACUAUCAAUAAGUCAACGAAAGCCAUAAUAUGCAGUGUUGGAAAUGUGGGAAAAGAUACGAGAGAAAUGAAAGAAAAAAAAACUAGGAAUAAGUUGAGGAAGAAGAAUAAUUUGAAUAUGCGCAACUUCGCAUCUAAUGUAUCUCCGCAUUUCUCAUAUAUACAUAUAAGUAUACUACACGCCGCUGCAGAACCAGUGAGAUUUUAGUGGAUCGUUUUUUAUUUUCGAUAUUCCCGGUGAUGAUAUUGAUGAUUAAAAUGGUGAUGUGACAAAGUCGUUGAGAUUGGAACGCCAAGAAGUAUUAGAAAAGACUAAAUAAUGUCGGUUAAAAAUUUCUCUAAGGUGUAGGGACAACUUACUUAAUCUUUAAGGUAAAAACGGCAAGUUGGGCAAGAAUUCGUAGAUCAAGUCCAAUCAAGGAUUAGCAACUGUUCUAAAUGAUGAUGGACUGUUGUUAUUAAUUUGGACGAUGGUGUGCGAGGAGUCAUUUGUGGUUUAAAUACUGACUGAAGACCUGAUGAUCCAAGAACAUUGAAUUCUCAAAAAUUCAUGACAUACCUUCUCGGAUAGUAGCAAGCUAGCCAGAGGGAUUUUAGGAACUAUACGUACCUACUACAUGUACCUUCACAUGUUGAUACAGCAUUUACGGAAAGUGAUACUCUCAUGCUCUUCUACUUAAAAUAAAUAAAUUAUAAAAAAUACAAAGAUAAAACCACAAUAAUGGAAGCUAAUGGAAGCACAUACUAAAAUAAUUUCUUUUCUGUGCUACCUUCGUCAACAACUCUACUACUUUGUAGUUUUUGACGAGAGGUAGUACAGAAAAUACGAUUUGUGGGAUGCGCGCAUAUGUGAGUUUCGCACUCUUCAUGAAAUCCAAAUCUUAUGCACACUUGUCACGAAAAUAAUGAUUACGACUUAAGAAGCUUAAGUGGUUAAGCUGCGUGGUUCUAUUCCAAUGAAUCUCUUAAAUAAAAAUAAAAAAAUGUAGCUAAGCCCGCUGUGAAUUCAUGUGAAACGGUCGUGCGUAGGUAUAUACGACCCGUUUAAUAAGGUGAAGAAACCUGGCGAGAAACAGAUCUGAAAAAAAAAAUUAUUAUAUUGCGAAUUAAGGAUAUUGACAUAGGAUUAAUGAAUAAGCGUUAUUAAGAGCAGCUCAGUCUACUCUAGGCCUAGCUACGUACAUGGAUUACGUAAUUUUUUUUAUCAUUUACUUCGUUACUUUUUUUUUUAUAUAUAUUGUUUUCUUUAAUUAUUAUUAUUUAGUUUAUACUCUAUACAGUAAUAAUGAUGAUGAUGAUGAUGAUGAUAUUGAAGAAGGAUAAAAAGAGUAACAGCCAAGGUUGUUAUGAAAUAAUACUGUAAUAACGGACUUGUGAAAUAUCUAUUAUCAAUUAUUAUGAUUAUUAUCGGGAAUUAUUAUUAAUCUUCUAUAUAAAUAAUUAUUGAUAUUAUUAAUUAUUAGUGAUUAUUGAUGAUCGUUAAGAACAAUAUUAUAUAUAUUGGUAUAUAUAUAUGUAUAUCGCGAUCUAAAGUACGUUUUAUACAAUUGUGUCAGGCUGAGGUGCCUGAAUAGGUUCUGAUCGAAUUGAAAUUUUAUACACGGUGAUACACAUGGCCAUCCAAACCGAGGCGCACGUCUUUAAUACUGCGAAAUUAUUCGAAAUAUUGGCGCAUUGAAGACACGUGUCGUUAGUAGUGAUAAUAUGUUAUACCUUACUGCAAUAUUUCUUUAAUACAUUUGCGGAUUUUUUUUUUUUUCUUUUCAUCUUUUACAAUUGUUUUUUUUUUUUUCUACAUAUAUUUUUAUGAGACUGGCGAAUCGUUUUUAUAUUUCGCAAAUUUUUGACUGGAAAUCGCGUCUUGGCAAGAGUUAACUCAGCGCGCACUGCCAUGGCUCUCUAUGCGCUUCUAUAAACUAUCGAAUUGAUCUAAUUAGUAUUGAUUAGGUCCGUUAUGUCUGUUUGAUCUAUAAGUAUGAAUUAUUAACUAAUGUGGUCCGGGAAGGCAGGGAGUUUGGGACCUUGCUCAGCCCUGUACUUAAGUAAUACACAAAUCUCUCUAUCUUAUCCUUUCUUUCUAUUUUGCGCCUUUUUUUGUCUCCAGGCUCUCGCCCCCCCCCCCCCCCCCCCCUCCGGCCACAAACAUAUGUAUCUCUCUCUCUCUCUAUGUAUUGUAUUUAUUUAUACCUAUGAAUGAGCUAGUACUUUAAGAACGUACGUCGUUAAUAGUGCAGCUACAUUUGACAUUAUGUCAUUAAGUUUAUUAUAAUUGUGACGAUUGCAAACAUUGUCAUGCUUGGAGUUUCGUCUUAUGUGUAUAUUUUUAUUUUUAUUUUUUACUUUUCUACAUGUUAUCUACACCGGCUCACGCUAUCGUUAUUCAAAGGAAUCGGUUGAAUUGCAUUAUUGGACAGUGAUAUUUUGCAGCAGCAUGUGCGAGCAACGUACGUGUUUACUCGAAAAGUGAAAAAUAAAACACGUUACGCGCACACAUAAUAAUCGGCUACGUAGUGGGUGGAUCACAGAUACGAACGGACGACAGACUCACCGAAGACAAUUACUUUAGUGCGCGAAUGCGUGCAAAUAACCACAAGGAAUUAAAAUUUUUUGAAAGUACCCCAAGAGCAUAUUCCGGCUUCAAUAUAUCCAAUGUGAUCACUUUGAAACUUUCAUGUUAGUCCAUCAUCUCCGUUACAGUGUACUUUUUCAGCUUGUGUUAUACGAGAAGAAACUAAAAAACAGACUAACAACAUUUGUGUACGAAAUGAUGAUUUUAACUUAUUUAUGAUUGUAGCUGUUUAGAUGAAAGAAAGGAAAAGAUGAAACGAUUCAGAAAACAAUAACGCCAAUUACAGCUUUGUUCAUAUUGAUAUAAUAUAAAGUAAAAUUAAAAAUUAAAAUAAAAAGGUAUAUAGAUACAUUAAUAUAGACAUUCUGAAGUCGCGUACGUACAUUUUUUAUACAAAUGUGCCAAUUGUUUCUGUUAUAAUUUUCAUAUAAGUUGUGCACAACAAACGCGAACAUAGGUUUUACAGCUGAUAUAUACAUACAAUAUACAUAUAUCUCAAAUAUUUAUAAAUUUUGUACAGAUGGUAACGAAAAUUAAAACUUUUCACCAAUCAAUAUUCACUUAUUGCUGCGCGCUUGAAAUCACUUAAGUCACCAUAUUGGAUUAGCAUUAAAUAGGAACAUACUCUGUACGGGUACUUGGAAAUACUUUAGGUAUUGUUGGGUAAUAUGAGUAGGCACACCACUUUGAUAUAGGAAGCGAACAUAUUUUAUUAUUAGAUUACGAAAUAUGUAUAUAUGUGUGUGCAUGCUAAUAUAUCCCCAUGACACCCCUGUACAUAAUAACCAAAAAUCCCGCACCUACUAGGUUCUAAGUGACGCUCGGAAAAAAAAUGAGAUAAAAAAAAACAAAUUAUGAACAAACAAACGAAAACGACUCUUGCCAAAUUUUCAAUGGGACGUAGGGACAAACAUUUGAGAAA
This is a messenger RNA of Neodiprion virginianus, 10120 nucleotides long. RefSeq names its product plexin-B (gene PlexB). Bases 473 to 6499 code for a protein of 2008 amino acids. Gene Ontology annotation, cellular component: semaphorin receptor complex. The record is from RefSeq and is a predicted model, not a curated record. Gene Ontology annotation, molecular function: protein binding; semaphorin receptor activity. Gene Ontology annotation, biological process: regulation of cell shape; positive regulation of axonogenesis; motor neuron axon guidance. Lineage: Eukaryota; Metazoa; Arthropoda; Insecta; Hymenoptera; Diprionidae. The transcript is spliced from 7 exons.